Molecule: messenger RNA, 4721 nt
Organism: Somion occarium
Lineage: Eukaryota; Fungi; Basidiomycota; Agaricomycetes; Polyporales; Cerrenaceae
Source: the annotation of a GenBank genome assembly
GAGACAUCUAGAGCACAUGGCAUGAAAUAACUGCAGUUUUCUCGACAGAAAGCUCAGAAAGAAGCUCUGUGAACAGAGGGAAACGUAUAAAUACUUCGACCCUUUCCGCCCCCAUCUUAUUAUCCUCCCCCUUCCCCCUUAAGGUGAUCGAUCAGAUCUGCUAAGUCUGCAGACUUGCUCCCUCUUACUCGCUGACCGUCCGUUUGCUCCCUAUCAGUAAAUCACCUCUGACUUUUCUUGGAGAUUUCUAGGAACAUGACAGCGUGAGAAUAGAGUACUGCUUAUAUCCAGGAACCGAAAUUAGAAGGCAUGUUCAAAGAAUAUGAUGCAUGUGGGAUCGCUCCUUCCCAAAGCCCACAGUGGCUUGACGACGCUCCUUGUCUCUAUACCUGUCCCUUAUACGAUACCCCAUCCCUCCGUGGAUGUUCAUGACCUCUCUUUCUACGCCAACCGUCAUUCAUUUGACACAACAACGACCGAAACGACAGUCUGAUAAUGACAUUUGGUGGGCUUCGAGCUCAAGUUCAAGUUCACAGUAUCCGCCAAGUUCUCCCAGCGCUACAUCAAUUUCAUCUCAUUCUUCUGUAUCGAACACCCCACCAUCUCUUACGACAUCUCCGCCUGUGAUACUUACUUCAUCUACUGGGCAGCCUCAAGGUAGUGCUGGAAUGUCUGGCUCUUCAAAUUCAAGGUCAACGCAGAGCUCCACUUUGAAUGUAGGCUCCUCAAACGUCGACACCACCUUCCUUGUUACCACUUCCACGCCUGUCACUAUUACACGACCCUCAUCGACCUUCACGUCGUUCAGCGAGGCCACGUUCACCUCUAGUCGUGUUGCAAGCACGCUUCCAGAGUCACAGUCUGUCGCAUCAUCUCUUCGCGUUAACCCUGUCUGCAUAGGCAAUGGUGUGGACUCACUAUCCGUUGGUCUUCUCUCGACUAUCGUUAUUCCUACUGCCGUUGGACUCGUUUUAUGGCUAUUAUUCGCAAUUAUCAGACCACGGUUCCGUGAAAUAUAUGGCUUGCGAGAAUGGUUCGUCCAACAAAACCUCCGCCCAAAGCCUCUUAGUCGCUCACUAUGGGCGUUCCUCUUCCCUCAUGUUCCCCUCGUUCCUCCUGUUCCCGACGACGUCUCCGAAGCAGGAAGAUCUCCAACCACGGACGCAGAGUUGUUCCCAUCAGACGAAGCUCUUAGCCAACGAACACUCUGGGUAUGUUUCGUGGUCGUACUCGGAUGGACAAUACUCGCGCUUGCUGGCCUUUUGCCACUGUACAUGGUCUCUACGCCGUGUUUGGCUGAAUCCGCGGACCCUUCUCGGUUUAGCGGUGCCUAUUCGGUUCUUCAAGACAUGAGUCUUCUGCGUCUAAUACGCCUCUUGGACAACGAAAAUGUCAACUCCAAUAACAACUUCGUAAUUCGCGAAAUAGUCAACGGGAAGGACUAUGCACCCAAUGCUCGGAUCCGUAUAAUAAUCCUCACCGUACUUGCAAUCGUUCUUGGAGUCAUCCCAGUUCUAUGGAAGAUUAUGCGCGAGUUUAAUCGAUUGGUGGCGCAUCGUCGACGUUGGGUGGAUAUUAAAUGUCAAGGGCAAGAAAUGGCUUGGUUGUCUGCGAGGUAUACUCCUGGAUUCUUUGGAUGGGGAGAGAAGAGGUUGAAGGAUUUUAUUGUCAAAUCCGGGCUUAGUUCUAGCUUGGAUUCGGGCGAGGGAAGGAAUGGCAAUGGGAGGUCAAGGAGACGCAGACAGACGGAAUGGAGUAACGAGGAAAAGGUUGACCUCGAAAUUGACGUUCAGAGUCUUUUCUCUGUUGGGGACACCACUCAACUCGCACUCUUGAUUGAAGAGCGAGAUGAAAUAUUGGAAAACCUCGAGAUUGCAGAGACAAAGUAUAUCAGUUCUUUCAAACUGACCACUCCAGAUCCGUCUAUGAUAGACCUUCCUGUGCCUCCGCCUCCUCCCGAUGGACCUACUACACCUUCAAAACCUCAAAUCAGUCGACCUCGACCACUUGCAGGUUCAGCCUCCCAGCGGAGACGCAAACGGGGUCGAAAUCCGGCCUAUGGUUCAUCUUCGCUUCCCCCACCGACUUCAUUUGUCAUGCCAUCACAGUAUUACAAACUUCGAGGCGUCCAAGGUGUCAGUGGGGGACAGUUUACUGAUGCGGAAGGAUCAAUACAGCACCAAGGCCCAAGUCUCACUGAUUCCUUCAACCAACGUGUUGUUGGCAGUCGAUUUCAUGAAGUCAAAAGGGACUCGGUGGCGUUCGGACGGCUCCCGAUGGGAAGUCAGGUCGUUCUAGAGAAGAACGGCCAAAUGGGACCUGGUCCGUCGUCGGUACCUGCUUCUCCUGUACCAGGUCCCGCCCCGUUUGCCCCGAAUGGGUAUACGUCUUGGGAUACUGGUGCUUUUGACGAAUUCUCUGGACAACAGUGGUUUCACCAUCCUGAAGUGACCGAGACUAUCGAAGAAGAGGGAGAUGAAGACUGGGUUGAUGUCAUGCAUGAAGCUCCUGAGGCUUUCGAGAAUGGGGAAGAGUAUAGUACGACAAGAAGGAGACCGAGACCACCUCGAGCUAGGACUACCUCUCCGGAGAAAAGAGAAACAUUCCCGUUGCGCAAUAAGAACGCCACUGAUGAGACUGAACAAACGCCUCCACAUUUACGCCUCCAACCUCGCCAACCAUUUGUGCGACCUCUCUCAGGAUUGGAUCACGCCGAUCUAGGACAUAUAUACUCCGAUAUCAGCCAUUGGCGGUCCAAGCUCAAAGUUAUCAACAACGAGAUUUCUGACGUUCAAAGAGACGGGUAUAACGAAAUUGCAGAUGGAAUGGGCAUCAAAGGAUGGCUUAUGGUUGGACGUGGCCUUCGGCACAUACCUGGGGUUCAGCUUAUUGAAGGACGAGCGAAAGAAGACAUUAGGUGGGAUGAAUUGCAAAACGAGGGCGGGUUCUUGAGGGGGUUGGCCUUUUGGACGAUUAUUCUCACUGUUGGCAUUCUCCUUGGGGCUGCUUUGACCGCCGUCUCUGGGCUGUACCUUGCCACUGCGCCAGAUUUCGCACACUACUUCCCAUUCUUUGAAUCACUGACUACGGGGAGUGAGCUUGCUGCUGGAGCAGCUACUGGGCUUGCUGCAGCUGUGGGUGCAACUGUCUUCAUAUCUUUGGCACUAGCGAUUGUUCACUACACAGGGCAACUGAGUCACUCUGUCUCGAUCUCUGGAACUCAAUUGGUCGUCUUUCGAAUCACGUUUUACAUCCUCACCAUCAUCGCUGCUAUUUGGCUAUUCAGCAUCGGUGCAAUCCUGUUCUCUAUGGGCGCCUUCAACACGCAGACAUUGGAAUCCGCUUCGGUUGCAAAUGGCGCGAUCUAUAUGAGCGCAUUCGCUUUGAUGCUCAUCAUGAACGUAGCCGUUAUCUUCCCUGCCCUCCUUCUCUUACAACCGAUCCGACUUUGGCGAGUUGUCAGAGCAGAAAGAGAAGCCGUCACUCCUCGCCAACGCUUCAGAGCUGUAUAUCCUAGGACGUACGAUCCAACAUAUGCGACGGGAUGUUGCGUGCUCGCCGUCUUACUUGCUUCGGCUUUUGCUUUGAUAUUCCCAUUAUUAGCCCCUGGUGCUGUCGUUCUUCUGUUCCUCACUCUGAUCGCGCAUCGUUUUCUGAUCGGCUACGUGUACGGACGUACGCAUUCACAAACAGGUGGUCUGCUAUCCAUCUGGCUCCUCAAGCGUUUCAGCACUGUUCUUGCCUUCCAACCCUUGAUCCUUGGCCUCAUUUUACUCACUCGAAGAUUGUGGGUAGAAGGCGGUAUCCUAUGUGGAGUCGCCCUGUUUGUCGCACUUUUUGUCGAGAUUUAUUGCACAUGGAGAACACGUUUGCCUGGUCGGAGGUCUUUAAGCCCUAUCACACGGGACUCACUUGAUACCUUCAUGCGUACCGCAAGACCCAGCACGUCUCGUGACAAUGAUGAAGAGAGUACUAGCCUCGUAAGCUCCGCGAGGACUACAAGGGCAAGAGGAUCGUUUGCGUCGAUAUUGGAGAUGAUGUCCUUGACUCUGGCCGUCAUGCCGUCUGCAUCACAGUCGCGAGGACCCGUCCCACUCGAAACAGAAACCCUUGACGAUCUCACUGCCACAGAACGUGCUGCUCGCACACACCCCGAUGCACCCCCACAUCUUCCACCGCUUCCGUUUGCAGAUCACGCCGAAGAGAUGGCUGGUAUUCUCUACGCACCCGAACUCCUCGCACCUCCGCCGGUGAUCUGGUUACCGAAUGAUGUUGGUGGAAUAGGACGAUCGGAAGCUUAUGACCUUCAGCGAUACCACAACCUCCGCGUUACCCUUGACGUUCGCGCAAAGGAGGAUGUUCUGCUUCCUAGAAGAUCAUCCUCGGAUCAAGCCCGUCGAAUCCGAAAUGCUUCAUGAUUUAUGACAAUAUAGAUGUCACCUUCAUGCUUUUUUGAUCUUGUGUGUUUGGUUAUUGGACUGUUCACUUUUAGAUGCUUUCAGCAUCACUUCUUGGGUAUUACUUACUCUCCUUUCAUGGUUUUGACGAUGUACUUAUCUCGGAUCCUUGGUUCUGAUGUAUUCAUACUGAUAGUGUUCUAAUACAAGCCCCUUCCGCUUGCGUAUAGGGCGUAAGCGGCAUACAUGGACUUCCUUCACUUCAUGCCCAUUAAGCACAUAAAUGGAUUCCCGAUUGCUCACCUCUGUAUGAUACAGAGUUAC